AUGGUGCGACGGCAGAGGUGGUGCGCAGUCGCUGUGCGAGUCGGGUCGGCAUCAAAGGACGGGACAACCUUCAAAAUCGAUGUGCCGGCGCCCCCUGAAGAUGCUACGGCAGAGCAGGGCGCGCAUGUUGCGCCGCAAAGCUUUGCGUUUGAAGUCCACGGCGACCAGCUGAUGCUACGCUCCGCGGACCGCGCGAACCGAAAGUUCAAGCAGCACUUUUUGAAAAACCUGUAA
Molecule: messenger RNA, 234 nt
Organism: Akanthomyces muscarius
Lineage: Eukaryota; Fungi; Ascomycota; Sordariomycetes; Hypocreales; Cordycipitaceae
Exons: 2
Coding region: 1-234 (77 amino acids)
Biological process (GO): tRNA processing
Cellular component (GO): ribonuclease P complex
Molecular function (GO): RNA binding
Source: RefSeq, a predicted model, not a curated record